Tachysurus fulvidraco (yellow catfish) is the source of this 2306-nucleotide messenger RNA. It is a transcript of the gene atad3, whose product is annotated as ATPase family AAA domain containing 3. The coding region runs from base 160 to 2151 and encodes 663 amino acids. The transcript has 16 exons. Gene Ontology annotation, cellular component: mitochondrion. Gene Ontology annotation, biological process: mitochondrion organization. The record is from RefSeq and is a predicted model, not a curated record. NCBI's taxonomy places the organism in Eukaryota, Metazoa, Chordata, Actinopteri, Siluriformes, Bagridae. Gene Ontology annotation, molecular function: ATP hydrolysis activity; ATP binding; zinc ion binding.
CCGAUGCAGCCAAUAAACGUCAGACCUCUUUGGUCGUGGGCGGGAUUCCGGCGACGCGCGUGCGCAAACAGCUCCAGCGUGACACGCGUGUGCUGGUGAAGGAGGAAGUGUUCGGUGCGGUAUCGGUACCGGGAGAAGAACAAACCGUGAGGCAGAAACAUGUCGUGGCUCUUCGGACUCAAUAAAGGACAAAGCGGCGGCGCGAACCCGGAUGUUCCGUUACCUCCUGCUCUACCACCACCACCACCUGCUGGGGGAUCCGGGGGCGGCGGCGGCGGGGGAGACAAACCCAAGGACAAAUGGAGCAAUUUCGACCCCACGGGGUUGGAGAGAGCGGCGCAGGCCGCCAAGGAGCUCGACCGGUCCCGCCAUGCCAAAGAGGCGCUGGAUUUGUCACGUAUGCAAGAGCAGACAACACAGAUGGAAUAUCAGAGCAAGAUAAAGGAGUAUGAGGCAGCAGUGGAGCAGCUGAAGGGGGAUCAGAUCCGUAUUCAGGCAGAAGAGAGGAGGAAAACUCUGAAUGAAGAAACCAAACAAAAUCAAGCGAGAGCUCAGUACCAGGACAAACUGGCUCGACAGAGAUACGAGGAUCAGCUCCGACAGCAGCAAGCUAUAAAUGAAGAGAACCUGCGCAGACAGGAGGAGUCUGUACAGAAACAAGAGGCCAUGAGGAAAGCCACCAUUGAGCACGAGAUGGAGUUAAGGCAUAAGAAUGAGAUGCUGCGGAUCGAGGCUGAGGCUAAAGCUCGCGGUCGUGUGGAGAGAGAGAACGCUGACAUCAUCAGAGAACAGAUCCGUCUUAAAGCAGCUGAACACAGACAGACUGUACUGGAGAGUAUACGAACUGCUGGUGCUGUGUUUGGGGAGGGUUUCAGGGCUUUCAUCUCAGACUGGGACAAAGUGACUGCUACAGUGGCAGGACUGACUCUGCUGGCUGUGGGAGUUUACUCGGCGAGAAACGCUACAGGAGUGGCAGGUAGAUACAUCGAGGCUCGUCUUGGGAAGCCGUCACUAGUGAGGGAGACGUCACGCAUCACGGUGAUGGAGGCGGUUAAACAUCCUGUCAAGACCAGCAGGAGGUUGAUGAGUAAGCCUCAGGAUGCUCUGGAAGGAGUUGUGCUCAGUCCGACGCUAGAGGAACGUGUCCGUGACAUCGCCAUAGCAACUCGGAACACACGCCAGAACCGAGGCCUCUACAGGAACAUCCUGAUGUAUGGACCUCCAGGGACGGGGAAAACACUUUUCGCCAAGAAACUGGCAGUGCAUUCUGGGAUGGACUAUGCCAUUAUGACCGGGGGAGACGUGGCCCCCAUGGGGCGGGAAGGUGUAACUGCCAUGCACAAAGUGUUUGAUUGGGCUGGAACCAGCCGACGAGGCCUGCUGCUGUUUGUGGAUGAAGCUGAUGCGUUCCUGCGCAAGAGAUCCACUGAGAAGAUCAGUGAGGACCUGCGAGCCACGCUGAAUGCCUUCCUGUACCGAACUGGAGAGCAGAGCAACAAGUUUAUGUUGGUUUUGGCCAGUAACCAGCCUGAGCAGUUUGACUGGGCCAUUAAUGACCGUAUCGAUGAGAUUGUAAACUUCGCUCUUCCCGGCCUGGAGGAGAGAGAGAGACUCGUGCGACUUUACUUUGACAAAUACGUCCUGGAGCCGGCCACCGGGGGGCGACAGCGGCUGAAGCUGGCGCAGUUUGACUAUGGAGUGAAGUGUUCCGAAAUCGCCAAGCGUACAGAGGGCAUGUCUGGUAGAGAGAUUUCCAAACUGGGCGUGGCCUGGCAGGCUGCUGCGUACUCCUCCGAGGAUGGUGUUCUGACCGAAGCCAUGAUUGAUGCCCGUGUGGACGACGCAGUCCGACAGCACAUGCAGAAGAUGGACUGGCUGCAUGGAGACGGCGUCCUGGAUAACGAGGGCCGCGUCACUCCUGCAGAUCUCCAGGGGGGCAAAGGUGCUAAAAUGGGCUUCAUUCUGCCUCAGGGUUCACCCCCACAGGAUGUUCUGUGUCCCUUAAAGGAGGGUCUGGACUCUAUCAUUCCAACAGCAGAGGAGGGGGGUAGCAGUGCUGCAGAAAAAGGGACUGUUCCAUGGGGAGGGGAGGGGGGAUGUAAACACGCAGAACAGAAAGACAUCCCCAGUAAAGAUGGCACACCGGUAUAAGAGCUGAUGCUGGGGCAGAUUUACUGAGCAUCGUGAGAGCUCGAUCUCCUGCUGGUGCAAACUACAGGCUUCUGUUUAGUUAGGAGACAAAGCUCAGUGUAUCUGUACGAAUCUGUACGAAUAUCCGUUAUAUUAAAAACAUCCUUGUAACUGUG